Lodderomyces margitis is the source of this 1128-nucleotide messenger RNA. It is a transcript of the gene BUB3, whose product is annotated as Bub3p. Bases 1 to 1128 code for a protein of 375 amino acids. NCBI's taxonomy places the organism in Eukaryota, Fungi, Ascomycota, Pichiomycetes, Serinales, Debaryomycetaceae. The record is from RefSeq and is a predicted model, not a curated record. The transcript has a single exon. Gene Ontology annotation, cellular component: kinetochore; bub1-bub3 complex; mitotic checkpoint complex. Gene Ontology annotation, molecular function: ubiquitin binding. Gene Ontology annotation, biological process: mitotic spindle assembly checkpoint signaling.
AUGGAUUCAAAUAGUGAGUUUAUUGAAUUGACGACUACGAGAAAGAAUCUCGACUUGAUAUCUGAUAUCAAGUUCUCCAAAAACAAUCAGUAUCAAUUAUUGAUAGGUACUUGGGGUAAUACUUUGCUCUUAUACGACUGCCAUUCAUUUAUCAACUAUCCUCAUGAACCGUUACCCAGAGAGCCUAUAUGCGAAUUGAGCGUUGCUGAUACCCCAUUGAGUAUAUUAUAUCCCGCCAAUAACAAUACCAAUAGCCAAGCACCGCCAAUUGUGGGAUUGUUAGAUGGCUCAGUAAGACAAGUUGAUUUUGAAAAUGUAAGACUUGGCAAAAAUAUGGGCGACACAUUUGAAGGCGAAGAUGUACGAAAUGGAAUCAAUCAUUUAUGUCAAGGGGCAAACAAUUCCGUUGUAGCCAGCUCAUUCAGAGGGUAUUUACAGCUCUUGGAUCAACGAUUGCAAAAACCAUUGAGCAGUUGGAGAAAUGGAAGGAAGGUUUUGGCAAUGGAGUCAACGGAUAAGUAUUUGAUUCUUGGGUUAGCGGGAAAUGUGGUGGAAAUUUAUGACUUGAAUAAACUAGAGACAUCAUCAACUCCAACUCCAUUGGAAACCAGAGAAGUUGGAUUAAAAUAUCAAGUGACCGAUAUUAAAGCAUCGCCUAAUCAAGAUGUGCUUGCAAUCUCAUCUAUAGAUGGUAGAGUGUCCGUCGAGUACCUAGACUCGCCACCCGAAGUACAGCAGGAGAAAAACUUUGUAUUCAAGAGUCACCGACAUUUCGAUAAAGAAUCAGGAACCGAUUUAGUCUACCCCAUAAAUUCCUUAGCAUUUAGGAAAAACGUUAGUCGGAACAAUUAUCUAUUCACUUCUGGCUCGGAUGGCUAUGUUUGUUUAUGGGAUAUUAACAAAAGGAAGCGUUUGAGACAAUAUCCUAAAUUUGAAACAUACGAGAUUGAUGGUUUACCACUGGAAGAAAGAACCACUGAAAGUAUAGCAAAAAUGGACGUUAGUUACACUGAUGAUUUAAUAGCAGUGGCUACGAGUGAUGAUAAUUACAAGCGAAGGCGGCGUUUAUCUGAAAGUGAAAACUCCAGACUACCCAGCCGCGUCUACAUGAGACACUUGAAAGACUAG